This is a messenger RNA of Phyllostomus hastatus (greater spear-nosed bat), 1559 nucleotides long. It is a transcript of the gene PTF1A, whose product is annotated as pancreas associated transcription factor 1a. Gene Ontology annotation, biological process: developmental process; regulation of transcription by RNA polymerase II. The transcript has 2 exons. Bases 227 to 1213 code for a protein of 328 amino acids. Gene Ontology annotation, molecular function: protein dimerization activity; DNA-binding transcription factor activity, RNA polymerase II-specific; RNA polymerase II transcription regulatory region sequence-specific DNA binding. Lineage: Eukaryota; Metazoa; Chordata; Mammalia; Chiroptera; Phyllostomidae. The record is from RefSeq and is a predicted model, not a curated record.
CAGCCCUCCCCAGCGUAGCGCAAGCGCCGCCAGAGCGCAGUGGACGUGGGCACUCCAGGGAGGCCGGGGGCGGGGAGCCAGCAGGCCGUCCCCAGCGCCUCCAGCUCUAGGAGCCUGGAAACAGGGAGAGAGGGCGCUGCCAGAGAAGCAAAAACUGCAACGUCAAACUUCUGGAGAACCACCUCGGGCUAUCAGUCCUUCCUUCGAGCCCACAGCGGCUCAGAGCAUGGACGCGGUGCUGCUAGAGCACUUCCCCGGGGGCCUUGACGCCUUCCCAUCUCCUUACUUUGAUGAGGAGGACUUCUUCACCGACCAGUCCUCUCGGGACCCUCUAGAGGAUGGCGAUGAGCUGCUGGCUGAAGAACAGGCCGAGGUGGAGUUCCUCAGCCACCAGCUGCACGAGUACUGCUACCGUGACGGGGCGUGCCUGCUGCUGCAGUCCGCGCCCUCGGAGGCCCCACACGCACUUGCCCUGCCGCCCUCCGGGGACCCAGGCGAGCCAGACUGCGGUGGCGGUAGCUACUGCUGCGAGGCGGGGGCGCCCCCCGGCGGCUUUCCCUACUCGCCCGGCUCGCCACCCCCGUGCCUGGCCUAUCCGUGUGCUGGGGCUGCGGUGCUGUCUCCGGGGACCCAGCUGCGGGGCUUGAGCGGGGCUGCGGCUGCGGCUGCGGCACGGCGGAGGCGGCGGGUGCGCUCGGAGGCGGAGCUGCAGCAGCUGCGGCAGGCGGCUAACGUGCGCGAACGGCGGCGCAUGCAGUCCAUCAACGAUGCCUUCGAGGGGCUGCGCUCUCACAUCCCCACGCUGCCCUACGAAAAGCGCCUUUCCAAGGUGGAUACGCUGCGCCUGGCCAUCGGUUACAUCAACUUCCUCAGCGAGUUGGUGCAGGCCGACUUGCCACUGCGCGGCGGCGGCGCGGGGGGCGGCCGGGGGUCCUGUGGUGGCGGACGCCUGGGCGGGGACAGCCCGGGGAGCCAGGCCCAGAAGGUCAUCAUCUGCCAUCGGGGCACCCGGUCCCCCUCUCCGAGCGACCCGGAUUACGGCCUCCCUCCCCUCGCGGGACACUCUCUCUCAUGGACUGAUGAAAAACAACUCAAGGAACAAAAUAUUAUCCGAACAGCCAAAGUGUGGACUCCAGAGGACCCUAGAAAACUCAACAGCAAAUCUUCCUUCAACAACAUAGAAAAUGAACCGCACUUUGAGUUUGUGUCCUGAGGAAUCCCAGACUCGACUGAGGAUCUGAUUGUGUCUCUGUGCAUAGUGUACAUGUACAUAUCUAUAAUGUGAAUGUAAUUUAAGAAUCACGCUUUUUCUAAUGGCAAUCAACUGUUUCUUAUUUAUCUAUUUAUUGUGCUGUCAAGGUAAUGAAAUAGACUCUCUUUUAAAUAUAUAAUUUAUAUAAUUUAUCCUGAUUGUCUAAAAAUAUGCACUAGCCUAUGAUUCCCCCCAGCACCUUUGGCAGAACGUUGUUGGAAGAACUCUGUCCAGGAAACUUCGUGCUAAUUUAUUGUGAGAUAUGAUUUAUUUCUAAGCGAUGUUAAUAAAUGCUAUUUACACCUUU